Molecule: messenger RNA, 6940 nt
Organism: Cydia strobilella
Lineage: Eukaryota; Metazoa; Arthropoda; Insecta; Lepidoptera; Tortricidae
Gene: Ypel
Product: protein yippee-like
Exons: 7
Coding region: 455-856 (133 amino acids)
Source: RefSeq, a predicted model, not a curated record
AGACGCACGAAUCGGUUCGUGUCACACGAACGCCUCCGACGGCAAAGUCGCAGCGCAAGCAAUUGCGCAGGCAGUGCAACGAUUGUCGCGUUCGCAGGCCACUAAAAAGUGAUGUAAAUAACAUUUUAAACCCAAAACACCGUAAACAAAGACUUCAAGUACUUAAAUAACAAAAAAACAAAUCGAUAGACGCGUUGUGAUCGCUCAAAACGCCGUAGUAACGGGCUGGUGGAAACUACGACACAAAUUGACGUUCUUGUUUCCAAUAAUUAUGUCGUGAUUUCUUUAUUAAAUCGUACGUUGGACGUUUAGGCUUAUGACUGUUGUUUACCAGAGUGCAGCGUUCCGUUCCCCCUCGUGUAUUGGAUGAUCAGAAAGAGGCUGGCGGCGUGUGUGGAGCGCGCGGCGCGGGGCACGGGCGCGCGCGGCAGGUGACCGUCGGUGUACGCGGCUGAUGUGGGCGGCGGGCGGGUGCUGCUCGCGACAAGCAGGCGAGGGCGCGGCCCGGACGCCGGUCAAGACGUUCCAGGCGUACCUCCCGCCGGCGCACCGGACCUACAGCUGCAUACACUGUCGCGCGCACCUGGCGAGCCAUGACGAGCUUAUAUCUAAGUCGUUUCAAGGCAGCCAGGGGCGCGCGUACCUGUUUAAUUCAGUUGUGAACGUGGGCUGCGGGCCGGCGGAGGAGCGCGUCCUGCUCACGGGCCUACACGCCGUCGCCGACAUCUACUGCGAGUGCUGCAAGACCAUGCUCGGCUGGAAAUACGAGCACGCCUUCGAAUCCAGCCAAAAGUAUAAAGAGGGCAAGUUCAUAAUAGAACUGGCUCACAUGGUGAAAGAGAACGGGUGGGAUUAGGCGCGCGGUCCUCACACCCCUUGGGCCGCGCGCCGACGUGUCAUAUCGGAGACUGUGCGAAGGACUCUUGUGAUGAGACAGUGAGACAGUGAGUUCCAUGCCGCAGCGGCCUGCAGCAGUUCCUGAUGCAGCGCCGGGCGAGGCCGAGCGCCGAACCAUAGGGGCCGGCUCCAACAUAGGCAACCCGGUCGCUCCCGACCUAUAGUUGCUUGGUUUAAUCCGGCCCCGCUUCCGACGCAGCACGAUCAGACGCCGCAGCAAACCGAAGUAUUUUUGACACAUUAAUUAUUAUUGAGCGACGGCGGCUGAUCGCGCUACGUGUGGGGAUAUCGCCUUAUGUGCUCCUUUCGUACUUUAGUCGGCUUCACGCUUACCCGCCAGUCAACGUAAUACAUAAGUUAUCGAUCUCAGCCUCUCAAGGCUCCGCAUGGGCUUAGGAUUAACUAUAAUUUGAAACGAUUUCGGCCGAACGGCUUUCGUACAUCGUAAGUUGUCUUAGUUUUUAUAUCGUACCGUAUUAAGAGAACACUUAUUCUUUCUCUUGUCCCCUUAACCUGUGAUAAGUAUGUUAGUAUAGAAUUUUUGGAUUACUUGGAAGGAUUUCGAGAUGCUCAGAUGUCAGUUGUAUGUUCCUAAUUUCAGCUGUACAAUUUGCUUUAUAUUCACAAGGUAACUAGUCGAAACGUGGAAGAUUCCUUUAAGUUUUUUUCGCUUGAUGAAGUGAUUUAUUUUUUAGUUUUAAUCAAUAUGGAGCUAGAUUGCUCCGCUUAGUUUUUUUAUUGUUAUUGGAACAUCUUCAUUAGCUUAAUUAAUAGCUAUUUUAUUUUGACAUGGAGAGAGGUAAUCUUUCUACAGAGAAUAAUAAUAAUAUAGCAUAGAAGAGACACUUUACACUUUGUGUAAGUCGCUUCUGAACUUUAAAUAUUUGUCUCGUCGAUUUAUGAUUAAUUUUAGUUGACAGAGAGCUGAAUAAGGAGAGGCGAUUAGAAGGUUUUAUUAUUCAUUUAUUGUUUCUAUGGGGUUUUAAUAAUUAGUAGUACGUUUAUCCAAUAUUUUAUCUUUAACUGCAUGGUACUUCAUUUACGUAAUUGUAAACUUACUUUCUAAGAACUUGCAUGAGCUUCAAAUGGGUUUUGUAAUCAGAGCGCGCGAAACGACGUGAGAGACUUAUCUUGUAGUGGAAUAAUGUUUAAUUCCUUUAAUACACACGAAAACAUUAGGGGCUACCCGAGGUUUUCAUCGAUUUUUGACAAGUUUUGAAUUGUAUCUCCUACUUAUGUGUAGACAGAAUUAUAAGACAAACGGCUAUCGGUUCUUCAAUCUUACAGCUCUAUUUUUGUUUACUGGAUUUUGAAAGAAAUUAAUACUUUUUUAAAUGAUUUUCUUAAACAUUGUCCAAAAAUACACUUUUUUCCUUUCUCGAUUGCUGUGAAAGAUCUUACAUGUACGAAAUCUACAUAUUUGGGUUCGUCUUUCACGUCUCUAAAACUGGUCAGAGGUUGUAAUUUUAAACUAAUUAACACAAAAGCUAUGGCCAGAAAACCAGUUUUUUGGCCUGAAAUUUAACAAAGAACUUUGAAGUAAAUAUGGGAUACUAUCUAUACUUAUUGCUUAAAGCCGUUGCGUUAAAGGGAUUCAAAUCGAAGGUCAUUGGGGCAUGGGAAUCAUGGGAUCCCCUUAAACAAAUUUCAAAGUCACUUAUCUAAAGUAUCCUUUUAUACUUUGCGGAAUUCAGGACCCGUUUUUAGUGAUGCGGGUGCCCUAUGCUAAUGAACUAUUAGGUAAUAUAAAAGUACCUUAACGACACAUAGUAUAGCGGACACUUACAAAAAAAACAUCCCCUAAACAUUUCAUUUCAAAACCUAUUCGAUAUUCACAAAGAACUGGUGUUUGGAUUAGGUACAUAAGGUAAGUUUGUCGCUUCAAUGAAUGAUUUUUCUAAGAAUUGACGUCCGAUUUCUGUAGAGCUAAAGGAUAUAUAUCUAUGGAGUUUUAGUAUUGUAAAGAUAAUUUGGGAUACAGAAAAUAUAUUUCGAAGAAUGAAUGAAAAUAUUAAGUAAAAAUCUAUUUUAAUAAAACUUCAAAAUUUCCCCGCUACAUUGGCCAUGUUUUUCUGUAUCCCUUAUUAUCUAAACGCAAUGUUCAGCCGUCGCAAACCGUUAAACCAGAGUCAUAACUGCCACUAGCGUAUAAAUACAUCUGUAAUAUUUAUAAAGAUAUAUUGUCAUGGUAUAAAGUGACGCUCGGUGUAUUCAAGUUGGAUUUUUUUGUACAAUAAGACGUUUCUGGUUUGUGAAGCCACUCUACCCAACCGUACUGCUAGAAUGAAACAGGCAAAUGUUUUCAAGCCCAUAACCGGACGGUCAAAUCAAAAGUGAUAUUCAAACAGUUCGUUCAACACGCAGUACAAAUAAUAGGCAUAAUAAAGUAAAAGGUGCCUUAUAUUUUUAAUUUCCAAGAAGACCAGAAACUUUAGCAUGAUCGGAAUUAUGUCUGAUAUUAAAGCUUUCGUCCCCUUCUGACAAAUAUGUAAGUGCGAAAGGGAUGAACGCUCUAUGUUAACAUUGAUGUGGUCAUGCUUGCAAGUCAGCGAUAUCUCACUAUAGUUUUGACAGUUGGAUAGGGUGGCCUAGUCUAGUUGCGCAUUUUAGAUAGUUUAUUUUUUAUUCUGACAACACCAACAAGAAAUGUAAGAAAAAAACAUUAGAUUUUCAGAGAUUGUAUAUAGACAGAUAUGAAUACUAUCUCCUUGAUCUGGAAGGUUAUGCGAUGUAGUGUUUCGAUUUGUCUAUACAGGUACAUGUUGGUAGUAUUUAAUCAAUAAAAUGAACAUUUUCAAUGCAAAUUGCUGUAAGAUUGUGCUAUCAAUGUGUAAUAACUUAUCUAACAAAUUUCCAAAUUAUUUAAACUUUUGAAAUUAUUUUCUUAAACUUUUCCUAAAUACAUAUUUAUCUAUCUAUAUAGCUAUUUACACACCACAGAUAAAAUAACAGAUGCGUCUUAAUGUUCAGUGUAAGUGAUAAGGAUAAAAUGUUAUCCAAACAAACAAUAUUUCUAUGUAGGAGAGUAAUUUUGAAUAUACAUUUUGGCAAACAUGUAAAGCCCACCGCAGACGCUGCGAAAUGAAAUGUUUAGUUCUGAUGACGGUAUCAGAUUUCAAAGAAGUAACAGAUUUGGCGAGCCAAUCAGAAUGUCUGUUCAACCAGCGUUACCACUACUGUCAAAUAAUUUGUUUCGAUAAUAUUGUAAACGAAAAUACGUUGCAAGUUCACUUGUCUAUAUAAUAAUCGUAUUAACUUUUAUCAUAGGAUAAAAUUAAGUGUAUUGCUGCACAGUGUUCAAUGAAAAUAAGUGGCUGAAUAGAAAUAUUGUAGUCUCAAAACCCCAUUAAAAAACUGUACAUUGUUUGUGGUUCGCAGAAGACACGCUUUGUAGACUCGUGCUUUCGGUCAACGAAAUCAGUUAAGCGAUUAUAAAUCUUGUUGUAUUUGGAUAAGAUUUAAAAUUAAUUAAUGACUGUUUGUAAUAAGCUAAGCCGGACUUCGAAGUUUUAUAAAUGUUUCAUCUUUUCUCGUGCCGUUAGAGUGAAUGGGAUAGACAAAGGCUUACACUGACCCGGCUAGUCCGGUGAUAGCAAUAGAUUUAAUUGAUUGCCUUCUAUAAAAUCAAAUUUUCAUCUUAAGCGACAAUAUUUUUAUUUUUUAUCUACAUCAUACUAGCGAUUUUCAAGCUUAGUUUUUCCAUCAUCUUACCUCUUACCAUAGACUAAGAAGUCAAAUACGUUGAAGCAUAACUACGUGCGAAGUGCCUGAGGUGAAAGAACAAUCGAUCACAUCACAGCUCAUACUGUUGCAUAAAUUUUAAUUUUUUUAAAGGCACACCGAAUACGUGUGCCCAGACGUGCAAAUGCGCGUUUUAAUAUACACUAUACAGAUCCAUUUGAGAGAUGGCACAGUGCCUGCGUGACGUGUGCGUAUUUUAUUGCACGCGCACGUCCCAUAUCUACGCACACGCAGCCAGUUGUGCUCUGGCCUUUUAGCUUCAUUUUAAAACGUGACAUCUGUCAAAUAAGUUAUGCCCUAGGUCUAGGUAGUUCACUAGUUUCAAACUCAAGCUUGCAAAACUGUAGUAUGAAAUCACUGUACAAAAAUCCAUUUUCAUUUUGAACAUUAUGCAACAAAAUGGCAAUUUAUUUCACUCCGUCACUGUAAUUUUUUUAACAAAUCGCGUAACAGAAAUUUGAAAAAGUACGAGAAAAUCAGGGCAACUAUUUCCACCGCUUCCCGAGCGUUCAUCUAUGACCAGUAUAGUUCUUACAUGUCUUAUAGUUUCUACAGACGGCCGCACCGGACCGCGACCUUGUGUAAGGUGGUCCCCUGGCCGCAGACGUUCGGAAUUUUUGCGUGCGGAAUGACAUGUGCAAGCGAGACAGCGCUAUGCAUUUGUAGAGCGACGUCCCGUUCCCUCCUGUCAUUCCGAACGGAAACCGAAUGAAAAUUCUAAACGUCUGCGGCCAUGGUAAGUGAGAGCGAAAAAGAGAUAUUUUUACCCGUCUGUAACAGUUUUAGAGUCACGCUUAGGCCUCAUCUCACGAGCGCUUUUUCAACGCGCGUUAAAAAAGCGUUUGAAUGACAAAUGAUGGCGGUAGUGCUUUUUAUCAAGCGUUGUUGGACUUUUAACUUUAAGCCUUGGUCUUAAUUGUAAUCGAAUUUAGUGUGCGAGCAGAUUCAAGCGCUUUUUUAACGCGCGUUGAAAAAGCGCUCGUGUGUAGGGUCACUUACAUUGGUUAUCCCGGUAAGCGUUCGGAAUACGCCCGGCUAGGAGGCAUAUUUAAAAGUAUUUUUCUACUUGAUCGUUUAGGGACGCUGUGUAGAUAUUUUUGGACCAUUGUUGCGAUAUGAUCAGUAUUGGAUAGUGUUAGAUGGUUGGACGUGAUUUGUCGAGAUUAGUAAACGCUUUGUAUAGAGAGAUAAUGCACCCUAUAAACAUUUAAACAUCUGUCUAUUCCUCGAAUAAAAAAAUAAAAAAAUUUGAAGCAUUGAUUCUCUAAUGGCUAAUAGAACAUAGCGUACGCUGUGGCAAUAAACAGCAAAAAUGUAAGAUCAGUUUUUUUUGCAACUCAUGCCUUAGAGUCCCUUGCUACGCUCUAGAUCUAAAUCAGUCACUCGCCACGCUUGUGAUUUUAUUAUAGAAUUUUUCACUUGCUCGGGAGUCGGGAUUCGAAAUCAGCACUCGCAGCAAAAAGUAACUUUGAUUUCUUGUUGCACAAAUACCUUUUUUUUAAUCUGAAUGUUAAUAACAGCUUGCCAUCAUAUGUUUUGAAAGGCGCUGGGAAGCGCCUCUGUCAUGCACAUACUAUUUCUAUCAUCAAGGUUAGAGGGUUUACCUUUUCUGCAUGAAAACAUUCGUCCCUUCUCGUUCUAGCUCGUAAGAGUGAAAGGGACGAAUAUUUUUCUGUCAGCAAAAGUGUGUUAAAUUAUUCUAGGAAUAGACAGGCACGGUCUUAGUGUUAACUUGUGACCAUUGUAUGGGCAAAGUAUUUAUUAAUGGUGCAUUUCAUUAUGUGUAACGCAUAACGUCCUUAGCUGUACUUCCAUACAAGGUUAAAUCUUAAGUUAGAACAAAAAUUUGAAAGUUCCGAACAACUGACAGGCCGAUAUCGUCCGGCGGACUGGUAAUGGGCCCCUUUAAUAUAUAUUAUAGUGGGUCUGUGACUGUGAAGGACCGUCCACACUCAUGCCGCAAUCAUUGAAUACUUGAAUAGAUUACCAGAGGAAAUAAAAUUAUUAAUUGUUAAAAUUAGCAAUGAAUGGACGCAUAUUAUGUCUAUAUGACAGAUAUUAAUUUAUUUUCUACCUUAUACCUAAGAUCUUUAGGUAGAUUUUUGCGUGUACAUUUGUAUGGGAGUACAGUUAGCCACACAAGUAAUCCGUUAGGUACAGAACCGCUUCAUAUUUUUGUAUUCCCUUAGUGUAAAGGAGUUUGGUGUCUUCUAAAGAUGUACGCAACAUGCUAUAGAUGAAUAUUUUAUAAAUAUUUGGUUGAAAUAAUAAGUGCGUAAUAAAACACUUUUUCGUAUCAAAA